AUGUGGAUACCUACUUUACCUAGUGAUUGUGCCGAGGACCCUUACUUGUCGAAAUUCCAAGGCAGACCUCAAGAACCUACACCCAAGGCCAGAUGGCACGCAUUGUUUGGUGCACCCAAGCCAUUUGAUAGACAUGAUUGGUAUAUCAGUCGUUGCGGUCAAUCGAGAAGAUAUGUCAUUGAUUACUACGAGGCACCCGAAGACGUACCUGGCGUACCUGUCUUCCAUUUGGAUGUACGUCCUGCUUUAGAUGAUGCAGAGAGCGUGAUGGUCAGAUUCAAGGAAGCUGCCAAGGUCAAGUGGAAUCAAUGGUUCCCCACUCCUGCUCCUGCUGCUGCUACUGCCUCUACUAGUAAUGACGGCAAAUCAGCAUAA
Mucor velutinosus is the source of this 375-nucleotide messenger RNA. RefSeq lists its product as uncharacterized. Gene Ontology annotation, cellular component: mitochondrion. The record is from RefSeq and is a predicted model, not a curated record. NCBI's taxonomy places the organism in Eukaryota, Fungi, Mucoromycota, Mucoromycetes, Mucorales, Mucoraceae. Bases 1 to 375 code for a protein of 124 amino acids. Gene Ontology annotation, molecular function: holocytochrome-c synthase activity. Gene Ontology annotation, biological process: cytochrome c-heme linkage. The transcript has a single exon.